UUUUGAAUUGAAAUCCAUAAGGAAGAGAAAGGAGAGAGAAAGCGAAAGAGAGGGUAUGGAUAGCUGUUUUCAUUUUUCUUGGGAUAUUCUACCCACGUAAAUCUAAAACCCUAAAUUAUUCGCUCUCUCUUCCUCUCGGAUCAAAUAUGUUCCUGUAAACAGUUACUUCUUUGAAGCUGGAACCAUCUACUUGAGGGAGAAAAUGAGCAGCAGAAAGGAAGAAGAGCGAAAUGAGAAGAUAAUAAGAGGCCUCAUGAAGCUCCCACCCAAUCGCCGAUGUAUUAACUGCAACAGCUUGGGUCCUCAAUAUGUCUGUACAAAUUUCUGGACAUUUGUCUGCAUGACUUGCAGUGGAAUACACCGUGAGUUUACUCACCGUGUGAAGUCUGUAUCGAUGGCUAAGUUCACUUUCCAAGAAGUGGAAGCUCUUCAAAAUGGUGGUAAUCAGCGUGCUAGAGAGGUUUAUUUGAAACAUUGGGAUUCACAAAGGCAGAGACUUCCUGACAAUAGUAAUGCGGAAAAAGUUCGCGAGUUCAUAAGGAACGUAUAUGUGAUGAAAAAGUAUGUUGGGGGAGGGUCAUUUGACAGGCCUCCUAGAGACUCACAGAUUGCUCGAAGCCAUGAAGAUGAAACAAGGCGAGCAAGUUCUUAUCAUUCGUAUUCCCAGAGUCCACCAUAUGAUUUUCAGUACGAAGAAAGACAAUAUGGGAGGCAUGCACCAGUUCUUACUAGAAAGCCUGGUUCAGAUCGAGGUCUUUAUGAAGGAAAAGUCUCAAGUUUCCUGAGUCCUAGUCGACUGAGUGAUCGUAGUCCUAGCCGUUUAAGUGAUCAUAUAUACGAGGAUAGGUUUGGAUUUGGACGGUCUAACUCCAGAGUUUCAGACUAUUCAUCUAGUGCACAAUCGCCUAAUUUCCAGAAGGACAUCGGAAGCCCGUCUAGUGAAACAUCAAGAGAAUUUUGUGGCGAAGAUAUUGCGCAUAAUGCAGCCAACCGAUAUCCAGAUUCAUAUGCCAAUAGAGGUUCUGGACAAAUGUUAUAUCCACAGAGAACUGCUUCUUCUGAAAGUAUUGGGUCACUGGAUAGCAAUUCCUUGUCUUUUAAGACUUCUGUUGGAGUAGCUGAUGUUGGCUCUGAAGCUGAACAAUCUGUUGAGGCUCGUAGCAAGAAAAUACCAACUUUAACCUCUUUACCCCAAACAUCAGCUCAGGGGAACCAUGAUAGCUUGGACCUUUUCACUGCACCAUUUGCACUACAAAAUGUUACUUCUAUAGCUUUAGCUGUUAGUACAUCUAAUUUGCCAGGAUUGUCGUCCACCCAAAGUAUUGAUCCAUUUGGGACUUCUUGUUUGUCAACUGCUUCAAAUAUUGAUAUGCAGCAAUUACCGAAACCUAAUCAAUCCUCAUCUAUGGACUUGUUCUCCGAGAUACCUCAGCAGCCGCCAGCUGCCAGUCUUGAUGAUAAAUCUCUAAAAGUUAUCCCUCAAAAUGAAGGAUGGGCAACAUUUGACACACCUCAGCAUUCAGCACCAGUGGGCAAUGUGAAUUCUGCGGUUUUAGAAGUGCCUUCUGAUAAAAAUCCUGGGCAGAGCUUUAACCCGCUUCUAUCCUUAAACCAGUGGCCUUCUUUUGAAAAUAAUUCUUCCAAUGGGCCUUCUUCAUCAAUGCCUCCAUGGGGUGCAGCUUGGCAAAUUGUUGAAGCCAAGCCAAGAAUUGAGCCAUGGAAUGCUUUUGAAGAAUCUUAUGGGCAAUUAGUAAAGAGAAGUAGUGAACAAGUAGUAAAUCAAUCUUCAUUUGCAGAACAGUAUUUGUAUAGAGAAUCGGAGGGCUUCAACAAUGGUGAAAUUCCGACUGUUGGAAGGGAUACUUUACCUCCAAUAGCUACUGUAUCAUCAGAAAUGAGUCUGUCACAACAUCAACAUGAUGCACCAAUCCCUCCUGUAAUGGGAGGACAUUCACAUGCACUUGGCCCAAAGUCUACCAAUCCAUUUGAUCUUCCUUAUGAUGCUAAAAUAGAAAGCGAAAACAUGUCCAACUUCUGGGAUGUUAGCUCUUUGCAAGCUGCACUGCCAAAUGGCCAGAUGUCAACUCCCUUCACUGCUGGUGCAAAUGAGCACUGGUUUGCUCAAGAACCAAUGGUUUCCUAUGUUCCUGCUGGUUCAGAUGGUGCCUUAGGGUUCUUGGUAGGGCAAGCACCAAGCACACAAAUGUCGAAUGUCCCAUCUCAUGGUCCUGUUGCGUCUGUUGGAGGCAAUCCUUUUGCCUAGUAGACUCUGGCAUAGCCAUUCAAUUUGAUCAAGGUUUAGUGGUUGCUCGUGUUUUCUAUUCUUGGCAGGAGUUAUGGGUUAAAGGCUGUAUUCUUAGGCUAUAUACUGUACGGAUUUUCAUGUUUGUAGUCACUGCCAAAUAAGAAGUGCAGUAGACAAUUUAUAGCAGACCGGGUAAAGACUUCCUGUGCAUCAUAGCCCAAAGUAUAUAUUCAGAAAAUUGGAGGUUGUGGGCUGCUUGGCUGUAUUCAGCUGUGUCAGUAUGACGUUGCAGGUUCUACAGUGUAAAGCUCGUGCUUUUUUACCUUCUCUGUUUUUCUAACGUUUAAGUAGCUGCUUGUUAUUCGUUCUGUGCUUGUUCCUGAAAUAGAAUGGCAUGACAACCGGUGUUGCCUCUCUCCUGCACCAACUAUGAAACUCACAACAUUGGUAUUAGAGAAUUUAUAUCAGCAUGUGAUUGCUAUCUGUCCUCAAUUUAUCAUUGCAU
This is a messenger RNA of Coffea arabica (coffee), 2750 nucleotides long. Its product is annotated as probable ADP-ribosylation factor GTPase-activating protein AGD14. NCBI's taxonomy places the organism in Eukaryota, Viridiplantae, Streptophyta, Magnoliopsida, Gentianales, Rubiaceae. Gene Ontology annotation, molecular function: GTPase activator activity. The record is from RefSeq and is a predicted model, not a curated record.